GGCAACGUCCCUCUUCUUCUUCCUUUCGCCCAUCCUUUUCCCCUAAGCCUCCUCUUUCUCUCUCUCUCUCUCUCUAGACUCUCACUUUCUCUCUCUUGAACCCCUCUCUCCAUUCCUCCCCUCCGGUGCCCAUGGUCGGUGCCGGAUCGCCCGGGGCCGUCAAUUGGUGAGUCUGGCUGCGGAUUCUCUCCCUCUGAUCUGCUGACUGGGGGUUUGAGUUUGAAAAAUCUCGGAGCUUCUUUUGUCUGUUUCUGUGUCGCCUUCCGGCGAUUUGGUCCCGGAGUUUGAACCUCCAGGCUCAGCUGAAGGUCCUCCCCCUUGUUUCAGCGCUGGAGCUUCGAACGAAGUCUACCAUAUGGCACCAUCAAGAAAAUCGAGAAGUGCAUAUAAGCGGUUUUCAAAUCUAAACGAGGUCUCUCCUGACAAAGAUGCUGGGAGUUCGAAAAGUGGCAGGCCUCGGAAGAAGAAACUGUCUGACAUGUUGGGACCACAGUGGAGUCAUGAAGAGCUCGAACGUUUCUAUGAAGCGUAUCGGAAGCAUGGGAAAGACUGGAGAAGGGUGGCUGCUGUACUGCGUAACAGAUCCGUGGAGAUGGUGGAGGCACUUUACAACAUGAAUCGGGCAUAUUUGUCUCUUCCAGAGGGGAUGGCUUCUGUUGUUGGCCUCAAGGCAAUGAUGACCGACCAUUACAAUGUUCUGGAAGGAACUGAAAGUGACCGAGAAAGCACCGAUGCAGCGGAAGUGAGGAAGCCGCAGAAACGCAAACGGGCAAAGGUUCAGGUGACAGCUCCGAGGGAAGAUCUUUUGCAUUUUAGCAAUGACUUGUCAAAUGAUGGGUGCCUAUCGCUUUUGAAGAGGAGACGAACUGAUGGUGGCCAACCUCGUGCAGUUGGAAAGAGGACACCCCGUUUCCCUGUUUCCUCUUUGUAUAGGAGAGAUGGCCGGGAAAAUUUUGUUUCCAUGAACAAGAGGGUCGGAAAGUCAGAAAGUGAUGCUAAUGAUGAUGAUGUUGCCCAUGAAGCUGCCCUAGCAUUGGCUGUGGCUUCGAAUAGAGGAGGUUCCCCUCAAGUUUCCCGAAGUCUCUUUAAUAGAACGGAUUGGAUGAAAGCAUCACCUAUGCAAAGUUGGGAAAGGAUGAACUCACAAUCAGGAGCGAUCAAGUGUGGCGACGCCUCCUUGGAUGAAGAAUUGAUAGAGGGCAGCAUCGGCAGUGCCGGAACAGAAAAUGGAGAUGCCAGGGAUAUGAGGUCCUUGAAGGACAUUGAAGGUGUGGGUACUGUAGAAGUUCACAAAAAAGGGAAGAAAAUCUACAGGAAGAAGGAGAAAGUUGAGAAGCAAGAGAAAGAGUUUGAAGAUGGUGGAGAAGCCUGCAGUGGAACUGAGGAAGGAGAUAAUGCUAAUGUUUCGAAAAGAAAAGUUGAUAUUGGAGCUUUAAAUGUGAAAAAGGAUAAAUCUACUCGGCAAGGUCAGAGAAAGAGAAGCAAGAAACUUUUCUUUGGAGAUGAAAACGCUGCUCUCUCUGCUCUACAGACAUUGGCUGAUUUGUCUUUAAUGAUGCCAGCAUCUGCGAUGGACUCAGAAUCUUCAAUCCAGUUAAAGGAAGAGAAAAGUAGUUUUAAUAUAGAUGAUAAGACUGGUGUCCCUGAAGCUACAUCUACUACGCAUCAACGUGGUAGCCCCUCUGGAUCAAAAGACAAAAUAUUUCAUGCAACAUCUGGAUCUGAGGCUAAGAAGUCAAAACCUGGACGACGAUCAAAUCCUGAUGCUUUCUCUCAAGUGAAUGAGAAGCUAAAGCCUACCAACAAAACAGUAAGAAGAAAAAGCAAGCCCGUGGUUUCUAAGCUUCCUAAUGAUGAAGUUCACAGCAGUCCUCACCUGGAUGAAAAUGUCAAGAGUGAGGCUGCUGGAGAAGAAGGAAACAAAUCAGUAAUCAAAGGCAAACGUUCAAUUCAAGUAUCUAGCAUCGCUAGAAACUUGAAAACUCUCAAGCUAUCAGAAAGUUAUUCUGAUGCUGAUAAGAAGGGAAGAGAAACUGGUUCAGUUGUGUCAACUGCUCAAGUUCCUGCACCAGCUCAAUUUGACUUGGCUGCCAGACAUAGAAGUAGAAGAAAGAAAAAUCUGCCUAAGAUUUGGAGUUCAGAGGAGACGAGUGGUCCUGAUACCAUGUCUAGGAAACUGCUUGAUACGCAGGCCACCUUUGUGCAGGACAAACUAUCCUGUUGGCUUUCAUCUGCUCUGGCUCGGCGGUGGUGCAUUUUUGAGUGGUUUUAUAGUGCUAUUGAUUAUCCUUGGUUUGCAAAAAGAGAGUUUGUGGAGUAUUUGAACCAUGUUGGACUUGGACACAUCCCCAGGCUUACACGGGUUGAAUGGAGUGUCAUAAGAAGCUCCCUUGGGAAGCCUCGUCGAUUUUCUGAAAAUUUUUUGAGUGAAGAGAGGAAGAAACUUGAACAGUAUAGGGAAUCUGUAAGAAAGCAUUAUGCUGAACUUCGGACUGGUGCUAGGGAUGGACUUCCGGCAGAUUUAGCUCGACCUUUGUCGGUGGGACAACGCGUCAUUGCUUUGCAUCCUAAAACCAGGGAACUUCAUGAUGGAAGCGUGCUCACAGUUGAUCAUGAUAAAUGCAGGAUUCAGUUUGACCGUCCUGACAUUGGAGUUGAAUUUGUCAUGGAUGUGGAUUGCAUGCCUGUAAGUCCAGUGGAUAACAUGCCAGAGGCUCUUAGAAGACAUAAUGUCUUUGCUGAGAAAUUCUCAACGGUAUCUAAAGAGCCCCAGAUGAAUGGUAAUAUAAAUUUUGGUGGCUCCCUUGUUUAUGGUGUCAGUGGUCAUACUGCACAAAGUCCAAUGAAUUCUUUGAUGAAGCAGGGAAAGGAUAUAACGCGUGCUAUAUCACAAGCUAAAGGAGCUGCUAUCAGUGGCAUUGGUGCUCAACAUUUGGUCUACAGUCAAUCUCUGCCAACAGCUCAUAUUCAAGCAAGAGAAGCUGAUAUUCAGGCUCUUUCUAAUCUUACUCGGGCUUUGGACAAGCAGGAGGCACUGUUAAUGGAGCUUAGGAAUCUAAACAAUGACGUUCUACAGCACCAGAAUGAUGGAGAUGGAUCUCUAAAAGAUUCUGAUUCUUUCAAGAAGCACUAUGCCACGGUACUUGUACAGCUAAAGGAAGCCGGUGGUCAGGCUUCUUCUGCUUUGGUCCAUUUGAGAGAACGGAAUACCUAUACAGGGAAUCCUCUUCCUCCCUGGCUUAAAACCCAAGUGAAUUCUGGCACUCCUAUUGGUCUCUCAGGUUCUGUGGAUAAGUACUUGCUUUCUCAAGAAUCAGGAUGCAAUGUUCCUGAAAUUGUUGAUGGAUCAAGAUUGAAAGCACAGGCAAUGGUGGAUACUGCUAUUAAGGCUAUUUCAUCGGCAAAGGAAGGCGAAGAAGCUUUUAUGAGAAUUGCAGAAGCCUUUGAUUCCAUCAAUGAUCAACAUUUGACUUCAGACCCUAGGUUAUUAGCUGCGAUGUCUCCGGAGAAGGCCAAUGGAGCUUUUCACCAGAGCAGUCAGUCGAAUGAUAGCAUGGCAGAUCCCAAUCAUUCUUUGGGUCGACCUUCCGGUGAUUAUGACAAGGAAACUCAAAUACCAGCUGAGCUUAUCACAUCAUGUGUCGCCACUCUGCUCAUGAUACAGACUUGCACGGAGAGGCAUUACCCUCCUGCCGACGUGGCGAGGAUUCUCGACUCAGCUGUUUCGAGCCUGCAUCCUUGCUGCCCCGAGAACCUCCCGAUCUACCGAGAGAUACAGAUGUCCAUGGGAAGACUCAAGACCCAGAUACUAGCUCUUGUACCGACUCAGAUAUGACAUAGUUAAUUACUCCUAAUUCGACCAUUUGAGAUCAUCACAACUUGUAUAUAUACUCGGUGGCACAGUUCCGGAAAUUUUCGUCGCAGGUUACCUAAUUGUGUAAUUCCUAGUGAGAGAGUGGAAUGCGCUGCUGUUGGCAGUAGUUAGAAAGGUCCUUGUGGUUCAGCAUCUUAUAUUUUUCGCCCCUAAUUAUUUUGCCUUUUCUUUUCAUAUGUAACAACAAAAGAUACUAUAAUGUUAUAUAAUUUCCAUUUCAAUAUUGCCAUUAUAUUUUUUGGAUCAA
Punica granatum (pomegranate) is the source of this 4121-nucleotide messenger RNA. Lineage: Eukaryota; Viridiplantae; Streptophyta; Magnoliopsida; Myrtales; Lythraceae. The record is from RefSeq and is a predicted model, not a curated record.